AUGGCGGCGUCGACCGAUAAGCGGUUCUCAAUCCUCGUGAUCAACCCCAAUACGUCGUCGCAUAUGACGGAGGGGCUCAAGCCCAUUCUCCGCAGUCUCGAAUCUGCAGAUAUCCAAUUCGAUUAUUUCACCGCUCCUGCGAAUGAGUCAGUCACCCUGCCGGAUGGACGCAUCAUCCAUGGCAUACCAAGCAUCAACUCCGGCGACGAUUCGGCGCUCUCAUCGUUGCACUGCUGGCCCUUUGUGGAGCCGCUAGUACCCCAGUACGAUGGCUUUUUGGUGGCAUGCUAUUCGGCCCACCCCCUGGUGAACAUGCUGAAACAGGGCAUUGCGAAGAUGGAAGAGUCCGCUGUUGCAUCAGGAAACCCGUCAGCAGUGAAGGCGAUGAGAAAAUACGUGACGGGCAUUUUCGAAGCCAGCGUUGUGACCUCGCUCUCUCUGAUCAGCUCAUUUCAGCUCACAAACGACCAAACUCUGCACAAGGCGCAAGUCCAAGACACCUUCGGCAUUGUUUCGACUGGCAGUGUGUGGGAAGAGGAGCUCAGCAAAGCAGUCAGGGAGAUGCUCAUCAACUCCAGCGAUGGCUGUGUCUCCACUAGCCGCUUCGCUGGGGUCGCAACUACGGGCCUGACAGCGGUCGAAUUACAUACCACGCCCCCUGAGGAGGUGAGAAGAAGGUUAAUAGACGCCACUGAGAAGUUGAUCAAAACCAGCCCCCGUCCGGUGAAGGCUAUCUGCAUGGGCUGUGCCGGUAUGGCGGGCAUGGAGGAAGCUGUCCGGGAAGGCUGCGUGAGAGCUUAUGGUCCACAGCAAGGCAAUCGGGUGAGUAUCGUGGAUGGCGUGGUUGCCGGGGCUGGGAUGCUGGUUACAGCCUGCAAAGCGAGGUUUUGA
Molecule: messenger RNA, 891 nt
Organism: Aspergillus terreus NIH2624
Lineage: Eukaryota; Fungi; Ascomycota; Eurotiomycetes; Eurotiales; Aspergillaceae
Product: aspartate/glutamate racemase family protein
Exons: 1
Coding region: 1-891 (296 amino acids)
Source: RefSeq, a predicted model, not a curated record